AUGAGCGGUCCACUCGAUCCUUUCACACGUUGCACCUACGAACACUUGACCAUGGCAGAGCAUGAGCUCAAGAAAAUGUCUACGGGCGAGUUAGAGAAGGCGUUGAAGAUAGUUUGCCGUGGAAGCAAAGCCGUCGUUAAGAUGUCAAAGUCAGAAGAUGAAGCCAACUUCUUGAUUCAUGGAACCCCACAGGAAAUGAAGAGGGCUAGAAACCUUAUACGAACACACUUUGAACGUGAACGUCCCGUUACCACACUUACGUUUGAAAUCCCCACGAGAAGACGUAGCGCAGUAGUGGGGCCGAAAGGGAGAACAGUGAGGUCCAUCAAAAGAAAGCACAAUGUGGAAAUCACAAUUGCUCGCAAGCGCUUUCGAGAGUAUUCUUCAUACCAUAUCCCUGAGAAAAUAUUCUUUCGUGAUAAUUUGCUGCUGGUAGAUGGCAUUGACUUUGCCCCUACAGUACAAGUGAACGUGAAAGGCUACAAGACAGAUUGUUGGGGUGCGAAAGACCUGAUCUCGAGGAUAGUGUUGCUAGAGGUUGAGAAUUGGUGGCACUUUUCAGACGAACUUUAUGUUUACAAAGCGAGAGAAAAGGUUAAAGAGUCUCUUGGGGGUUCGAUACGUCUUGGUUAUUAUCGUGGAUGUUACAGCAAAGUAGGAGUGCAAGGCGACAGAGAUUCAGUUUCUGAGGCGAUGAAAAUCCUCCGCUCGUAUGCGAGCCUCUUUUGUGAUUCGGUGAUUGUUCCGUAUGUAUUUGGCGCCGAGGACUUUGAGAGCUGUGUCCAGAAUGUCGAAAUGCUCUCCACUCACAACAAUGUAACUGAGAGGAGGAUCUUUAUCAAGGGUCAUGAAACAGAUGUGAUCCUGGCUAAAAAAAAUAUUCUUGAACGUGUUGCUACGUAUUUUUCUCAGAGAUUGGUGUUGGCAGACCUUCAUGGUGGAAAUAUUGAGCAUGUUAGAAUGUUAUUGUCGCUCGAUGAUGUAAAGUCCGAAUUCCUCCACUUGUGUUUAAGAAAUAAAGUUAUAGGAAGAUUGCCAACUCGAAGAUUGAAGGACGUGGAGUUCAUCGAGGUUUUUGGUCCUAAAUACCCCGAGGUGGCACUAGUGGUCCGUGAAUUACAGAGUAUGCUAGAAAGGAUGAAGCCAAGUGACUUUUACGUCUGCUCGGAUGAAAAGCUUGUCUGGAAGUUACAAGUAAGGGAUCUUUAUAAAGGGAUUCCAGAUACGAUGAGGGCUUCCGUGGUACAUGGUACCUUGCUACUCUAUGGGAAGCAUUUAUCAAGUGGACAUGCAUCCCAGUUGCCUUCAAAUACUGAGCGUGAAAAGGCUUUUGAGUCGUUGAGGCAGUGGGCAGGUGCUAGGUCAAAAGUUGUUCUAGAUGUGCCAUCAAAAUAUAAAGCACUCCUCGAACUCGGGUUUGUCCAGAUGACCAUUCAUGAUAAACCUUUUGAAUCAUACCCACAGCCCCAGUAUGCUGUUCAGCAGCCGUCAGCCCAACCAUCGUACGGCGGCUACGGUGUGGACCAGGCUACGCAGGGCUUCCAGAAUAUGAACAUUCAACAAAACCAGCAACAACAGGCCCAAUUCCCCGCCAAUGGCAACGGCCAAGCCUACCCAGCUCAGCAAACACCCGGUUAUGGCUACCAGGCUGACCCGUACGCGCAGCCACAGGCGCAGCAACCCCAACAGGCUCAGUAUCAGGCUCCAGCACAAAAUCAAUACCAGAACCAGUACCAAAACAACUACGGCGGUGCCGAUCCUUACGGCCAACAGCCUCAAUCGCUGUACUACGGCGGUGCUGCUCCUACGGUGGGCGCAGGUGCUGCGGGCACCUUGCCAUUGAACCAGUUGUACACGACGGACUUAUCGAAAGAGUUGCCUCCUUCCAUCUCUGACUUGACGUUGCCCCCACCUCCUUUGAUCGUGCCCCCAAGCUCCACGAUUGUCCCUGGAUCUGAGACUGCGAACGCGUCGUCUGAUUAUCUCCGCUCAACUUUGAACGUGAUUCCUGUGAACUCGUCCCUUUUGAAGAAAUCCAAGUUGCCCUUGGCACUUGUGGUUCGUCCUUACACAGCCUUGCAUGAGUCUGUCGAGCAGGCGCCGGUCACCCGUGAUACUAUCAUCUCGCGUUGUCGUCGUUGUAGAGGUUAUAUCAAUCCGUUCGUCUCGUGGACCGAGGGCGGCAAGAGAUGGAGAUGUAACUUUUGUGGCUUACAAAAUGAUGUUCCCGCGGCUUUCGACUACGAUGAGUUGACUCAAAAGUCUCUCAACAGAUACGAUCGUGUUGAGUUGAACAACUCGUGUGUGGAAUUCAUCGCUCCCAAAGAGUACAUGGCCAGAGCCCCUCAGCCUGUUGUCUACACGUUCAUUAUCGAUGUUUCUGCUGAUGCUGUGGCUUCUGGUAUGACGUCUACCGUUGCCAGAACCAUUUUGGAAAGUUUGGACCGUAUCCCAAACACGCAUAAGACUGCUCGUGUCGCUAUUCUCGGUGUGGACUCCAACUUGCACUUCUUCCGUUUCCGCGAGGGAUUGGACGAGGCCCCAGAGAUGUUGAUUGUCUCUGAUCUUGACGAGCCAUUUUUGCCAUCUCCAGAAGGCUUGUUGAUUAAUUUGGAUGAGAAUAGGAAAGCCCUCGAGAAAUUGUUGAUGGAAUUCCCAUCGUAUUUCGAGGGCACCGCCAACCCUCAUUUUGCCUUGGGACCUGCCUUGAGAUCUGGCCACAGGCUUACAAGCAAUAUUGGUGGUAAAUUGGUCGUUUUCUCUGCAACAUUGCCAAGUAUUGGUGAGGGUAAAUUGAUGCCUAGAGAUGAAUCACAGUCUGGUAAACCAAAGGAAGCGCAGACGUUGUUGAAUGCUGCUGACAAAUUCUACAAGGCAUUUGCAGUGGAGUGCAAUUCCGCGCAAGUCUCUAUCGAUUUGUUUUUGACCGGAAACAAAUAUCAAGAUGUGGCAUCCUUGUCAAAUUUGCCUCGCUUCACAGCUGGUCAAACUCACUUUUACCCAUCAUGGUCGUGCACGAAGGUGGAAGAUGUUACCAAGUUGUCUAAGGAAAUUAGCGAGCAUUUGUCGAUGGAAAUUGCUUUGGAGGCUGUCUUGAGAGUUAGAUGUUCCACCGGUUUCAGAAUGAGUGGUUUCUUUGGUAACUUUUUCAACAGAUCUUCAGACUUAUGCUCAUUCCCAUCCUUCCCUAGAGACCAGAGUUACGUUAUCGAGGUGUCUAUCGAAGAGACAAUCACAAAGCCUGUCGUUUAUUUCCAGGCUGCGGUUCUACAUACCACUUGCUUCGGUGAGAGGAGAGUUAGAGUCAUUAAUUUGGCUGUCCCAACCUCGAACAAGUUGGAUGACAUCUACGCUUCUGCUGAUCAGCUUGCCAUCACCAGCUACUUGACUCACAGGGCAAUCGAGAAGGCAUUGUCAAGCUCUUUGGGUGACGGUAGAGACUUCUUGUUUAGGUCGGUCGUUGACAUAUUGAAUGUCUACAAAAAGGAUUUGAUUCCUGGCAACAUGACUGGCUCUUCGCCUUUGCAAAUCUCUACAAACUUGCGUAUGUUGCCGCUUUUGCUCUUCGCCUUGACGAAGAACAUGGGUUUUAGAGACGAGAGGCUUCCAGCAGACCAUAGAGCCAUCGCAUUGAACAAUUUGGGCUCUCUCCCUCUCAAUCAUUUGAUCAAGACCAUAUACCCAACAGUUUACGCCUUGCAUAGCAUGCCAGACUCCUGUGGCUUGCCAGAAACAUACAUCGAAACUGACCCAGAGACCGGUGAGGAGCGCGAGAUCAUCUCGUCCGAUAUCAUGAUGCCAGAGCCUCAGAAUGCUACCAAGACUAAUUGGGAAAACUAUGGAUUGUACUUGGUGGAUAACGGAAGUGAGCUUUUCUUGUGGGUGUCGGGAGAUGUUGUGCCUGAUCUUGUUGGUGACUUGUUCGGAACUAAUAACUUAUACGAGGUUGAGGCCGGUAAGACAGAGUUACCAGAGUUUUCAUACGAGGAAUCCGAGUUCAACUACAAGGUUAGACAGAUCAUCGGCAAGCUUAGAGAACAAAAGGAUUCGAUUGUGUGGAAGAGCUUGUACGUCAUCAUUGGCAGCGGCUCCAACGAGCCUAUGGAUAUGGCUCAGGAGAGACUGUUGGUGGCCUUGCGUUUCUGGGUUUGGAGCAACUUGGUUGAGGACAAGUCCGCCACCUCCAAGGGCUACAGAGAGUUCCUCACUGAUCUCAAAAGCAAAAUCACUGCUUAA
Candidozyma pseudohaemuli is the source of this 4236-nucleotide messenger RNA. It is a transcript of the gene SEC24, whose product is annotated as COPII subunit. NCBI's taxonomy places the organism in Eukaryota, Fungi, Ascomycota, Pichiomycetes, Serinales, Metschnikowiaceae. Gene Ontology annotation, cellular component: COPII vesicle coat; endoplasmic reticulum exit site. The coding region runs from base 1 to 4236 and encodes 1411 amino acids. Gene Ontology annotation, molecular function: zinc ion binding; RNA binding; SNARE binding. Gene Ontology annotation, biological process: endoplasmic reticulum to Golgi vesicle-mediated transport; intracellular protein transport; COPII-coated vesicle cargo loading. The record is from RefSeq and is a predicted model, not a curated record. The transcript has 2 exons.